CUAGUUCUUCUCAACCUCUACUAAAAAUCUCUGGGAUUUUUUUCUUUUCUUUCCAUUUGAGGCUUUUCUAGAUAAGUUCUGGUGUCUUGUUUAUCUGUUUCCUCCAUUUAUAACAGAGAGGAAGCUAAGUAGCUUCUGUUAAAGAACGAAAGAAAGAGAGGUGGGGUGGUGGUGGUGUUGGGGGAAUUAAGAGAGAUAGUAGUUGCAGAGAAGAAAGAAACAUAUUCUUGGUGCUUGUUUGUUUGUUACCAAAGGGGGGGUGGUGUGGGGGGUGGGUUUUAGCUAAGUAAUGCGCUCAGGAGCUUGUACGGUCCAGCAGACCCUCACAGCGGAGGCUGCUUCAGUUUUGAAGCAUUCUCUAAGCUUGGCAAGGAGGAGAGGCCAUGCUCAAGUCACUCCUCUUCAUGUAGCUGCUACGUUGCUAAGCUCGAGAACUAGUCUUUUAAGACGUGCUUGUCUUAAAUCUCAACCGCAAUAUCAAUCUUCUCAUCCUCUUCAAUGCAGAGCUCUUGAGCUUUGCUUCAAUGUUGCUCUUAACAGACUUCCUACUACACCUGGUCCUUUACUUCAUGGCCAGCCUUCUUUAUCCAAUGCUUUGAUUGCUGCUCUGAAAAGAGCACAAGCGCAUCAAAGAAGAGGCUGCAUUGAACAACAGCAACAACAACCUCUUUUAACUAUAAAAGUAGAGUUGGAACAGCUUAUAAUAUCUAUUUUAGAUGAUCCUAGUGUUAGUAGGGUUAUGAGAGAAGCUGGGUUUUCGAGCACUGCUGUUAAGAACAAUAUAGAGGAUUCUUCUGCUGCUUCUGUUUUCCAGUGUUAUUCAACUACAGGUGGGGUUUUUUCUUCUCCUUGCUCUCCUUCUCCUCCUGAAACUACUCAAAGAGAGAUUAUAAACCCUUCUACUUUUUGGCAAACCCAUUUCUCAUCUUUCUCUUUGGAGAAAAACCCAUUUCUUUUUUCACCACAAAAAAGGGUUUUAAGUAACUAUUUUGCCGCAGAUUCUGUUUCUGUCAAGGAAGAUAUUAAGUUGGUUUUAGAGGUUUUCUUGAGAAAAAAGAGAAAGAAUACUGUUAUAGUGGGUGACUGUGUUUCUGUAACAGAAGGACUUGUUGGGGAGUUAAUAGGAAGGGUUGAGAGAGGAGAGGUUCCAAUAGAAUUGAAAAACGUCCAGUUUGUUAAAUUUCAAUUCGCACCAGUUUCUUUAAGGUUUAUGAAGAAAGAAGAUGUUGAAAUGAAUAUUUCUCAACUGAAAAGGAAAGUUGAUUCUAUGGGAGAAGGUGGGGCCAUUAUUUACACAGGAGACUUGAAAUGGACAGUAGUUGAAGAAAGCUUUGUUAAUGGAGGAGGAGAAGAAGAUUCAGGUUAUAGUCCAGUUGAACAUUUAGUUGCAGAAAUAGGAAAAAUAGUAUCAGAAUAUAGCAACUCAAACUCAAAGGUUUGGUUAAUGGCAACUGCUAGUUAUCAAACAUACAUGAAAUGCCAAAUGAGACAACCUCCUCUUGAGCUUCAAUGGGCAUUUCAAGCUGUUUCCGUUCCUUCAGGUGGUCUUGGCUUGAGCCUCCAUAAUUCCAGUAUCCAUGAAUCAAAGUUAAGCUUUUCCCAUAACCCAUCACAAGUUCUUGAAACAAAACCCUUCAUUAUUAGCAAUGGCAAGGAUGAGCAAGAAAAGCUAAGUUGCUGUCCAAAAUGCACUUCCAGUUAUGAAAAAGAAGCUCAACUCUUCAAAUCAGGCCAGCACAAAAAUUUGCCUCCUUGGCUUCAUCCACAAGGCACCAAUGCCAAUCAAAAGGAUGAGUUGAUUGGAUUAAGAAGGAAAUGGAAUGCAUUCUGCAGUGGCUUAAACCAUCAAGGAAAGCAUACUCAGAACCAUUUGGGUUCACCUAAUUCUUACAACAAUAACAACAAUCAAAGCAUAAUUGAGAAGAGCAAUUCAUAUGCUUCUUCAAACCCUUCGUGGUCAAGCCAAAACAACAUCUUUCAAGAUUCAAACUCAAUCUCUUUCAUAGAUUCUCCUUUGAAGCCUAACCAGAUUACCAAUUCUGUGCCUAAAUUUAGAAGGCAACUUUCUUGCACCAUUGAUUUCAACUUUGACAGUGGAGUUCAUAAGAAUCAACCAGGGGAACCAAACUUGGACUCUCUCAAGAACACUCAAGGUAAAGAAGUCAAAAUCACACUUGCUCUUGGAAAUUCUUUCUUGUCUGAUAUAGGGGAAAGAGAGAAAGGAAAGAGUGAUGAUUUGUGUAAGUUAUUGAAAGAGAACAUUCCUUGGCAAUCGGAAAUCAUUUUUCAUUCUAUAGUAGAAGCUUUGGUUGAAUCCAAUUCAACAAGAAGAGGGACUUGGCUACUUUUACAAGGAAAUGACAUGGUGGGGAAAAGAAGAUUGGCCCUUACAGUUGCAGAGUCUGUUUUGGGUUCUGCUGAUUUACUACUUUAUAUGAAUUUGAGGAAAACAGAUAAUGAAGCAGCUUCACUUAAGAUCACAAAAGCCUUAAGAAAUCAAGAAAAGAUUGUUGCUUUGAUAGAAGACGUUGACUUUGCUGAUAAGUUCUUGAAACUACUUUCUGAUGCAUUUGAAAGUGGGAAAUUUGGAGAAUCAGCAAAUAUUGACCAAGCAAUAUUCAUUUUGACAAGGAGCAAUGAUUUCUUGAGCUAUGAAGAUGGAAAGAUAAAUCAAGAUUCUGUUAUUCCGAUGAUUCUUGAAGUGAAAGAAACAAAACAUUCAAGAUUUGGGACACCCAACAUGGAUCAUCACAAGAGAAAACCUGAAUGGGACAUUUCAAGCAAGAUCAAGAAUCCAAGAAUCAAUGAAAAAGAACAAGAAGAUCUUGAAAAUGGAAACAAGAUCAAGAAAGACUUCUCAAGGCAGUCAAGCUUCAAUAGUACUCUUGACCUGAACAUCAAGGCCAAUGAAGACGAAGAAAGUGAAGAGAAACCUGGAGAAUUUAGUCCUAUUUCAAGCGAUUUAACCCGUGAAACAAAUUAUGAUCCAGUUACUCCACAUGGGUUUCUUGAUUCCAUGAAGAACCAUAUUCAUUUGGAUAAAAAUCAAGCUCGUGAUAGGGCAAUAACAGAGAUUUUCUCUUCCAAAUUGAAGAGUUGCAUACAAGAGGUUUUUGGUGAUCUAAAUGGGAUUGGUUUUAGCAUUGAAGAAAGGGUAUUAGAAGAGAUAGUAGAUGGGUAUGGUUGUUUUGUUAAUAGUCAAAUGGAAAGAUGGCUAAAAGACAUCUUUCGAAAAACAUUAGAAACAGUUAAAAUUGGAGGGAAAAAUGGUGUGGGGAUUAGGCUUUGUUUUGAAGGCACAAAUGAAAGAGGUUUGGAGAAUGGGUUCAUGGGUACAUGUCUUCCCAAGAAAAUCCAAGUUUCUUUCAUGGACUAACUAAAUUUUUAAGUCUUUGCCUUUUUUUUUUUUUUUCUUCUUCUUCUUUUCCUUUUUCUUUUGUAAAAUCUAUUACCACCACAAUUUCCUUUGUGUAACUUGCUAAUUUUCAUAAUAGGAUGUGUUUUGCUUUCCCUGUUUAACUUCA
Messenger RNA from Jatropha curcas, 3524 nucleotides. Its product is annotated as Clp amino terminal domain-containing protein. Lineage: Eukaryota; Viridiplantae; Streptophyta; Magnoliopsida; Malpighiales; Euphorbiaceae. The record is from RefSeq and is a predicted model, not a curated record.